This is a messenger RNA of Bacillus rossius redtenbacheri, 1369 nucleotides long. RefSeq lists its product as uncharacterized. Bases 190 to 861 code for a protein of 223 amino acids. The transcript is spliced from 8 exons. The record is from RefSeq and is a predicted model, not a curated record. Lineage: Eukaryota; Metazoa; Arthropoda; Insecta; Phasmatodea; Bacillidae. Gene Ontology annotation, molecular function: glutathione peroxidase activity. Gene Ontology annotation, biological process: response to oxidative stress.
CUGCAGCCAAUGAAUGCGCAUUGAGCGGGAAUGGAUUAUAUAAUCUUGUUACUUUGGAACUGAUGGCUUGGGUGUUGACGGGAAUAAUAGUAUAUAAAAAUUAAAUUACGACUUUAUCACUCUUGUUUUGGGGUUGAAGUUUCACUUGCAGCGGGCCGCCUGCCAGGACGUGUCGUCGGUAACCUCGCGAUGCUGUUUCCAGGCCGUCGCCUCCUGUGCUGCGCCCCCGGCUUGCUGCGCCUGCUCCCGCCCAGCACGCUCGCCAUGAUGAGUUGGCACUGGUGGUAUUCCUGGGUGGUCUCGUUGUUGGUUCCCGUCGGGCUGGGCCUGUAUUUCUACAGGAAGCUAAACAGCACGUCCAACCCCGAGGACUGGAAGAAUGCCAGCUCCAUCUACGACUUCACGGUGCGCGACAUCAAAGGACAAGAGGUGUCCUUGGAGAAGUACAGGGGCCACGUGGCCAUCGUGGUGAACGUGGCCUCCAAGUGCGGGCUGACGGCCACCAACUACAAGGAGCUGGCCGAGCUGCACGACAAGUACUCCCAGGAGAAGGGCCUGCGCAUCCUCGCCUUCCCCUGCAACCAGUUCGGGGGCCAGGAACCGGGCAGCUCGGAGGACAUAGUGUGCUUCGCGAUGAAGCAGAACGCCAAGUUCGACUUGUUUGAGAAGAUAGACGUGAAUGGAGACGGGGCGCACCCCCUCUACAAGUACUUGAAGCACAAGCAGGGCGGGACCCUGGGAGACUUCAUCAAGUGGAACUUCACCAAGUUCAUCAUCGACAAGAACGGACAGCCGGUGGAGCGACACGGACCGAAAACGGACCCUAGCAAGCUGGUGGCCAGCCUGGAGAAGUACUGGUGACCGCGACAUCCCCCCUCUCCACCGCUUCUUCCACCCCCUCACCGCCCGCACGUCGCCGCGCUGAUGGCGACCGCAGCACUCGGCCUCCAGCACCCACGCUGACGUUCCUGUUUCUCGCCAGAGCCUUGUGUUAGGGUUACUGAUUACUAGAGACCUGAAAAAUUCGUGGGUUCAUUUCGUGUUAUGCUAAAAUUCAAAUAAUUACACCUUAGGGCUGCUUCUGCCAUUGGUCCACUGUCAAUCUGGAGGACUGAGGGCCAAUUAGAGACCCCUCACUCAUAGAAGUGUCGAAUCACAGGCCACCCAGUCGAGAAGACUCACAAGUCAGCAGCCAAUGAACAGUUGGCAUUUGCCCGAGUGUGUAGAGGAUAUUGGAGUCUAUCCUGGAGGUCAAUGAACUUCCAAAUUUUUCCGGUCUCUACCGAUUACUGCUUGUAGAGAUGAAGUGGAUUUGAGUUUGUAGUAAAGAAAAAAGAAAAUUUGGUCAAAGUUUAGGGGGGGGGGGGGG